AUCAACCCCUUCCUUUCGUCACAAAAGAAGGAAUUUGAUGAAGAACAAAAAACAAGUCCUCUUUCACAGUCGAAAAGCGAACUGAUUUUACGAUUCUUUAUAGUUGAAGAAAAAGGAAAAGGAAAAUGGAGGAUUCUCGAUCAUCAGACGGCGGAAGUGAGAGGCGAAGUUCCGUCAUUAGUAGGAGAGGGACGAACGGGACGUUGAACGUCAUAUUUACUGAUCCGCAGAUUCUCGAUUGCUAUAUUUGUUGCGAACCCUUGUCAAUUCCUGUUUUCCAGUGUGAGAAUGGGCAUAUUGCUUGCUCUAGCUGCUGCACCAAAGCUCAGAAUAAAUGCCCUAGCUGCACCUUAGCAAUUGGCUACAUACGUUGCAGGGCAAUUGAGAAGGUUUUGGAAUCAAUCAAGUUACCAUGUCAAAACGCAAUAUACGGAUGCAAAACCGUGAUGGGUUUGAACCUGAUAAACGACCAUGAGUCCUUAUGCAGAUAUGAACCCUGCUCAUGCCCUUUGGACAAUUGCACCUUUGUUGGUUCAACAGAGCAGUUGGGCUUACACUUCACCAAAAAACACAAAGACUCAGCCAAAAUCUUCUCAUACAAUACGAGGUUCACUAUAUGCUUGAACAAUGGUGAUACUCAUCGUAUCCUUAAAGCAGAGAAUGAUGGAGUUUUGUUCUUCCUAUCUUACACAUUUGAAAUUUUUGGGAAUGCUGUAACUAUGAACCGGAUUGGACCUUUGUCAUCUGAGAAAAAGUUCUGUUAUGAAAUUAAAGCCAAAACACUGGGGAGUGUUCUUUCUUUACAAUCAAUAGCAAAGGAGAUCCAAGGUUUGAUAAAAGUUCCUCCUUCCAAGGGAUCACUUUUGAUUCCUAACGAGUACUUUGGAUCUUCCACCCAGACUAUGUUGGAGAUUAGCAUUUGGCCUGCACACUAAAGACAAAAACUGUGAAUCAAUAGCACGUUUGCUGAUCUUCUUGGUUCAUUGAACUUUGAAUCUUUCUGGCUGCUUUUUUUUAUCUUUUCAAAGGACUUGUGUCUACUUUUGUACAUAUUAUCAUAUUUUGUCUUGGAUAGAUACCUAGGACAUCUUUUUUAUAAUUUUGUAUCUAUUAUCAUUUUUGGUACACCUAAACCUUAAAAGAAUUGUGUAAAAAAUAAAAAAUGUUAGUUUGACCUA
Messenger RNA from Cucumis sativus (cucumber), 1178 nucleotides. Its product is annotated as E3 ubiquitin-protein ligase SINA-like 10. The transcript is spliced from 2 exons. Gene Ontology annotation, molecular function: zinc ion binding. The record is from RefSeq and is a predicted model, not a curated record. The coding region runs from base 126 to 935 and encodes 269 amino acids. Lineage: Eukaryota; Viridiplantae; Streptophyta; Magnoliopsida; Cucurbitales; Cucurbitaceae.